ACAGCCCCCGGGCGAGCAGGAGGGGAGAGAGCAGAGCCUUGGCAGAAGCUGCUGGUGGAAGGAAGCUGCUGCACUCCGUUAUCCCACAGAGGCUCCUGGAAACUCCUGUAACCCGGGGACCGUAGUGGCUUGUAAAAGGAAAAGAGAAAGGAGACCUGGAAGCUCCGGAGUGUCCAAGUCGCAGCACCACCCCCGGGGACACCUGUUCCUCUCCCUCCACCCCACUCUCCACCCCUUCCGACCCUGCGCCACCCGGCGCGCCCAGGCACGCAAUGAAUCCAGUGCUGGGCAACCAGACUGAAGCGGCCGGGCUCUUCUUGGCCAACAGUAGUGAUUCUCUGGAGCGGGUCCUGCGUUGCUGUACCCAGGCGUCCGUGGUGACAGACGAUGGCUUUGGGGAGAGCGGCCAGGACGAACGGAGUCUGUACAUUAUGCGAGUGGUACAGAUAGCGGUUAUGUGCGUCCUGUCGCUCACCGUUGUCUUUGGCAUCUUCUUCCUCGGCUGCAACCUGCUCAUCAAGUCGGAGGGUAUGAUCAACUUCCUGGUGAAGGAUAGGCGACCCUCCAAGGAGGUGGAGGCGGUGGUGGUGGGACCCUACUGACCUUCCACUCCUUCGCCACAGCUUGUUUCCCCCAUCCCCGUCCUACCCACCUUGCCAAACCCAACUGCGCCUCUCAACCAUCUGAGAUCUGGCGAAAGAAACUUACCGGAGUGAUCGCCUCCUAAUAAUUCUUCGGCUGCUGCUUCGGUCACCGUCUCUUCUACUUAAGGGAUGAAGCGAUCUAUUAGUCUCGCUCGGUUCUUUGAACGCCUCCCACCCUAAGAAGAAACCUCACCAACCUCUGUGCACUUCUGGGAUAGUCCAGCAAAAAGUAAUGAAAGAAAGGGGUGGGGAGGAGGAUGGAAAGCAAUGGGCAAUAACUUUCUAGUUUCUGGGAGAUGUCCCGUCGCCUGAGAUCGCGGCAAAGGGAGAGAUACGCAUCUCAGCUUGCAUGUAGGGACGGGAUCUUGGGGAGAAAGCGGGGAGGGAUGGUCUAGUCCCCCUGACAACGAUCCGACUGGUCGCCUGGCCUGGAGCCGCGCUUCCGAAAAUGUGACCUAUGUAAAUACAACGCGACAGACUUCACAACGACGACACGCAAACUAAGCAAAACAAACAAACAAAAACAAAAAACACUCCCAAAUUCAGUCCCCUCUCAUUGGAAGGGACAAUCAGUAACUACAUUUUGAUUGUAGCGCACUGUUUUAAGGGAUAUUUUGCUUAAAUAAUAAUCAUAAAAAUUUGAUAAGUCGUUUUCCAACCCUUUUUGUUUGACUGUGGGUUUGGAAUUUUGUCUUCUUGAGGGAGAGGAGAUUAAUGUGGGAGAUGGGAUUAGUGGAGGAGAAGAAGGGAGAAGAUGGGAAUUAAGGGGAAGAAAGGAAAAAAACAAAAAACGAAACACCCGCGAAUGUGAAUGUUGUGAAUUGUCUUCUAUUGUCGCUUUUCCUAUUUCCAUUGUAGUGUGCAACGCUGGCCUGGAGCUGGCCCAUGGGGUUCGGGGAGCAAAAGAGGUAGCAUGUGAAAGAGUACUGCACGGGUUUACACAGCAAAAGUACUUUGAUCUGUGGCACAAUUUUUAUUUUUUUUUCCUUUAUUUAAAUUUUCUGUAAUAAAUGCUUAUUCAAAAAUG
Antechinus flavipes (yellow-footed antechinus) is the source of this 1671-nucleotide messenger RNA. RefSeq names its product reprimo, TP53 dependent G2 arrest mediator homolog (gene RPRM). The transcript has a single exon. Lineage: Eukaryota; Metazoa; Chordata; Mammalia; Dasyuromorphia; Dasyuridae. The coding region runs from base 273 to 602 and encodes 109 amino acids. The record is from RefSeq and is a predicted model, not a curated record.